Messenger RNA from Camelina sativa (false flax), 507 nucleotides. RefSeq lists its product as uncharacterized. Gene Ontology annotation, molecular function: enzyme inhibitor activity. The record is from RefSeq and is a predicted model, not a curated record. NCBI's taxonomy places the organism in Eukaryota, Viridiplantae, Streptophyta, Magnoliopsida, Brassicales, Brassicaceae.
UUUGACCUCAUUGAUGAUCAAAUUCUCUACACAAUCACAUCAGCAACAUCUAUCUCACCAAAUGCACCAACGAUGAUUCAAAUCGACAAUAUAUGCCUCAACACCGUGAACAUGUAUUACUGUGAGCAAUCAGUCAUCUCUAAGCUAAAAAACCCUCACUCCGAAAUUGCAACAUUAGCCAAAAUCGCAGCCUUCAACGCAUUGCACACCACAAAAAAAAACAAUAACAUGUCUUCCAAUGAGUGUACUAUGUUCUUUAAUAUGAUCUCUAAGACCCAGCUACGUACUUGUCUUGCGACGUACAAUAAUGUUGAGAAGCUUAUGGAAGGUGCUUAUAAGGCAAUGCUUCAGAAUGAGUAUUCGGAAAUGAGACGUUACCAAUCAACUGUGCUUGGUGUGCUUGAUAAUUGUAAAUCAGAUUUUGACCUUAUGGUGCGUACAAAUUGGUGGGUUAGGUUAAUGAUCAAUAUCUCUAUAUUUGCAUCUCGUAAGCUCCCUGCGCCCUAA